Messenger RNA from Chionomys nivalis (European snow vole), 1354 nucleotides. It is a transcript of the gene Ccno, whose product is annotated as cyclin O. Gene Ontology annotation, molecular function: cyclin-dependent protein serine/threonine kinase regulator activity. The record is from RefSeq and is a predicted model, not a curated record. The transcript is spliced from 3 exons. The coding region runs from base 109 to 1161 and encodes 350 amino acids. Gene Ontology annotation, biological process: mitotic cell cycle phase transition; regulation of cyclin-dependent protein serine/threonine kinase activity. Gene Ontology annotation, cellular component: cyclin-dependent protein kinase holoenzyme complex; cytoplasm; centrosome. NCBI's taxonomy places the organism in Eukaryota, Metazoa, Chordata, Mammalia, Rodentia, Cricetidae.
GCUGCGCUAGCAGCAGGACCGGAUCGUACUCGCACCCCUCGCACUGGCGUUCAAGGCCCGCCAUAGCCGGGCGUCGUGGACGCCAGAGCGUCUACCCGAUUUUGUAUCAUGGUGACGCCUUGUCCUGCCAGCCCGGCCAGCCCCGCUGCGGCAGCCGGAAGGCGGGACAACUAUCAGAACCUCCGCGCCCCAGUGAAGAAGAGCAGACGCCCGCGCCUCCGGAGGAAGGAGCCACUGCGGCCGCUGAACGCGUGUUCGCUCCCGGGAGACUCCGGCGUCUGUGACCUUUUCGAGUCCCCCAGCUCUAGCUCGGACGGUGCGGACAGCCCUGUGGCGUCUGCGGCGCGGGACUGCAGCUCCUUACUCAGUCCUACCCAGCCCUUGACCGCUCUAGAUCUCCAGACCUUCAGAGACUACGGUCAGAGCUGCUACGAUUUUCGCAAGGCACAGGAGAGCCUUUUCCAUCCGCGGGAGUCGCUGGCGCGACAGCCACAAGUGACCGCACAAACCCGCUGUAAGCUGCUCAGCUGGCUCCUGCCAGUCCACCGCCAAUUCGGCCUCUCAUUCGAGUCGCUGUGCCUGACGGUGAACACUCUGGACCGUUUCCUCCUUACCACCCCAGUAGCUGCAGACUGCUUCCAGCUGCUCGGGGUCACCUGUCUGCUCAUCGCUUGCAAGCAGGUAGAGGUGCACCCACCUCGCGUGAAACAGCUCCUGGCCCUGUGCGGUGGCGUUUUCUCCCGGCAGCAGCUGUGCAACCUGGAGUGCAUCGUGUUACACAAGCUGCGCUUCAGCUUGGGCGCACCCACCAUUAACUUCUUCCUGGAGCACUUCACUCACGUUCGCGUGGAGGCGGGGCAGGUUGAGGUCAUCGGAGCCCUGGAGGCUCAAACCCUGGCUCGGGGAGUGGCGGAGCUGAGCCUGGCUGAUUACGCUUUCACCAACUACACACCUUCCCUGCUGGCCAUCUGCUGCCUGGCGCUGGCUGACCGCAUGCUGCAGCUCCCUCAUCCGCUGGACCUUCGCCUGGGAGAGCACCCGGAGGCCGCACUGCAGGACUGUCUGGGCAAGCUGCAGAUGCUGGUGUCCAUCAACAGUACCUCCCUGACUCACAUACUGCCUCCCCGGAUCUGGGAGAAGUGUAGCCUGCCCCAGAGUUAGAAGUAAAAGCACACCCUUGAGUUUCUUUUAUUCCCGGGCCCUGGCUCUGUGCCCGCAGGAGAGUGUGCAGUAUUAAUCCAAAGAGAAGCUCAGGACUCCUGCUUGUAAAUAGUGUACAGUAACAAAUUCUUAUUUAUUUUGCAGAACACAAGGGCGGGGUGACAGUCCUGGCUUGUCUAAAUGCUGCUGUUAU